AAAAAUAUAAAAAAAAUCUAGUAUAAGAUAAAAAUUUUAUACAUAUAUAUAUUUUUAUACAUAUAUUUAGAACGAAAAGAUAUUGACGAAUAUUUUUUAUGGGCAAUCAACAAGGAAAAUUACAACACCAAACACAGAGUGGCCGUCCCAAGAAAGCUGUCCAUUGGAAAUCUGCAGAACGUCCCUCGGCACCCGGACGUCCUAUACUAAUUCCCAUUUCGGAUCAGCAACCCGAUGUCGUUUGCCUACGAUGGGAACGUCCAAGACUCGAUGGAGGUUCUCCCAUUACCGGCUAUAUUGUCGAACAUCGUCGCAUGGGCUCGCCUCACUGGGUGAAAAGUACCCCAAUACCCGUUACAAAUUGUGAUGUGGCCAUAAGUGGUAUGGAACCAGGUUGGCGUUAUCAAUUUCGUGUUUUUGCCGAGAAUAUUGUUGGUCGUUCGGACGCCAGUGAACUAUCCGAUAUACUAACAGUGACACUGCAACGCAAUGCCAUCAGCGUACCACGCUUUAUUGACGAACUACAGGAUAUGCAUGCUGUCGAAGAUGAACGUGUCGAAUUUCGGGUGAAAUUCAUUGGCCAACCACCACCCGAGAUCAGCUGGUUCAAAGAUGGCUAUGAGAUUUUCAGUAGCCGACGAACGAAAAUCGUAAACGACAACGACGCUAGUGUCUUGAUCAUACAUCAGGUGGCGCUGACCGAUGAGGGUGAAAUCAAGUGCACGGCGACAAAUCGAGCCGGUCACGUGGCGACAAAGGCAAAGCUUUUCGUACAAGCUCCGCCCAAAAUUCGUUUGCCACGGACCUAUGAAGAUGGCCUCAUCGUGGAGGCUGAAGAAGCACUACGCCUAAAGGUGGGCAUUGCCGGCCAACCUUUGCCGCAAAUAACCUGGAUGCAUGAGGGUGAGAUGGUUCAGAAUGGCGGGCGAUUUGAAAUAACGAAUACCGAUAAAAAUUCAAUGUUAAAAAUUGAUAAUGUUCAGCGGGAUGAUAGGGGCGAGUAUAGCAUUAAGGCCUCCAACAGAUUAGGCGAAGAUGUUGCUUCAUUUUUGGUUACAGUAACGGCUAGACCCAACCCACCCGGCAAGGUACGACUGAAUAUGUCAUUCGGUAAAUCGGCUACAUUGUCAUGGACGGCACCCAUUGAUGAUGGUGGUUGUAAGAUUGGAAAUUACAUUGUGGAAUACUUUCGCAUUGGCUGGAAUGUCUGGCUUAAGGCGGUUACAACUCGUUCACUCAGUACGACACUGCACGACUUGAUUGAGGGUUCGGAAUAUAAGUUCCGUGUUAAGGCAGAAAAUCCUUAUGGUGUUAGUGAACCAAGCGAGGAGUCGGAUAUACUUUUUAUACCCGAUCCCAAGAGAGGUAUAACGAAGCCCACUUCACAAAUUCAAAUCAAUGAAGAAGCAGGGAAUAAGCCAGUGCCACCUCGACGUAAAACGUUAUCGCCACAAAGACCAACUGCCGAUGCUGCCACCGAGACAGUGGGUCACUUCUCACCCAAGGCUGCUCGGAAGAUAACACCUCAGGUCUUCGAUAGUGAAGAUUUACACCGUGAAAUGUCUUAUGGGACAUCGGUGAGGAAGAGCCCCUCUCCGUUCACAACUAAGGAGACUGCAAACAAUGCUAAACCCACCACAGAGAAAAUGCCCAACAAUUUGACUUUGAAUAUUGAAGCUGCCAUCGAAAGAGAAAGUCGAUCACCAGAACGUUCACCAAAGACUCAAAAGAAAUCGCUUUUCUUGCCGGGAAUUUUGAAAGCUAAGGAGGUGCCAACAAGCAUCAGCAAUGUCACACAAGCACCAAAAACUGCCCCGGUAGCGGAGAACUCGAAAAUCAUUGAUUUCAUGAAACCCCGUAAUCGCAGCCUCAGUCCACCUCCGGAUAGUGGAAAACCCACAAAAACUAGUAACACCGCAACGACGACAACGGCAUUGCAACGCAGCUCAGAGCCCGUCAAAUUGGGAUCAAGUCAAAAUGCCACACGUUUUACCGGUCUCCAAGCCUUGUCUCCGGCUGCCCGCAAUGCACCCGCUUUGGCCAUAGCCAUUGCAACCAGUUCUCUGAGCAAAGAGAAAACCCCAACCAUAGAAAUUAGUGCUCCACCCAAGCUAAUUGUGACCACAGCAGCACCCUCGCCCCCAACUUCACCGAAAAAUGUUACAACUACCAGCUUUGCGGCGGCCACUCCCACCGUCAACUCCCAAACUAUGGCAUCCCAAAAUCCAACUCGCAAAAUGUCUAAUACCGACAAGCAUGACGAAGUUCACACCAGCAACGAGUUCAUGCUUGUGGUGUUCGACAAGAACAGCAAGGUCAAGGAUAAAGACAAGCAAGAUUCCUUCGAAUUGGAUCUAGAGGAUGCCAUACAACCUCCCCCCAUUUCCAUAUCGGCACCCGAUUUAGCUUUGCUGGAGUAUACAUCAGCCCUGCACACGUUCCCCUUACGACGUUCGGUCAGCUCUACGGAAUUGUUGUACGAGCGAGCUAUGGCCCGCUUUUACGAGGCUGUAGAGCUGGAGGAGGCGGAAAAGGCCCGAAAACUGAAAAUAUCUCAAGACAAAAUUGCCGCCCCCACAAAUGUGCGCAAACGUUUGGGUUCCAUGACCGAAGCGGAACGUUUAUCCUUCGAGAAACGUAGUGAAAUGAGAAGGCAGUCAGCCGACAUUGCCCACGACAUCAAAUCAUCGGCACUACACAAAUGGAACUCGAAGGAAAAUAUCGGCGAUAUGAAACCGCUGUCCCGCACAAUGCCUCAAAUGUACAACAAACGUCAGGAGAGCCAAGAGAGUGGUGAAAUCAGUGAUGAAUAUCAGACCCGGAGUGAACCCAAUCAUCGAGAGGAUAGCUACGAUUUGGGUUCCGACUACACGGAGAGUACAGCUUCAUCGGAUGCGGAUUCCAUAGAAAAAUUCAAAAUGGAAUUAAUGGCCCGUACACAUUCGCCCAGUCCUAGAGAAUUGGAAACCUAUCAUCCACGGAAUAUGUCGGCAGGGGUAUUCACCCCAUAUCGGGCACCAACUCCCGAUGAAGCUGCCUUGGUGCUGACCAGACCUGUACCAUUGCCCAGUCCUGAUUUUGUACCGAAACCCAUUCUUAAGCGACCUUCCUAUGAGAAUGUUCUGCAAGCAAAUAAUAACCAGUCCAUGGAACCACCGAACAGUCCAUCAUCAAAUGUCAAGCCCGAAAGUCCGGCCAGUGAUAAAUUGGAUAUUGCCAAGGGCAUCAAGUCAUUCUUCAAGAGAGAUAAACGUUCCGCCACCGAAAGAAAUACCGAAGAGAAUGAAAUGAUUUCAAAUCCGCAGGAGAAAACCAAUGCCUCACUACUGAAAGCUGAGGCGGAGGCCAAACGUAAAGCCAAAGAGGAGGAAGAGGAGCGUAAGCGAAAAGAAGCCGAACGGGCUAUGAUGGAGGAGGCUCGUGCAGCUGCAGAUCACUACAGUGAGCUGGUACAACAGGUGAGCACAACUAGGAAAUAUCAUACACCGCUCUACAUGGACCAGGAGGAACUGAAGAAGAUAAGCGAAAAGGUCAAGCAGGAUAACGGGGCAGAUGAGGAUGAUACCGAUUACAAUACGCUACAGCAGAGAAGAUCACACAGUCCUGACAUUGCCCUUAUACCGCCCAUUAGUAAUAAACCAAGACUUUCGAUAUCGGAAAGAGGUCAGCUAAUGCAUGUACGGGAUACCGCCAGUAAUAUGUCCGUGAAGCAUGACACUUUCAAAGCGGAACCAGAAUCCGAAACACCAAAGUCUGUGUCUGCAACAUCUCCUUCUUCACCCCCCACAUCAUUGCCAACAACACCACCGGCUGUGGAAGAUGAAGAAAUCGUAACUACAACCGUUAUCAGUGAGACUGUAGAAGAACGUCCCGAUUCUCGUGGUCGACCCCGUUUGGUUAAAGUGAAACGAAUUAUCAAAAAGAGAAUGCCAUCGGGAACACGGUCACGUGAUACAUCACUCAGUAGGCCACCCAACAAACGAAUUGACAAUGACAUUUCUCAAUCAGUUUUAUUGAGUACCUCUUCCUCACAAGAAUCCAUGGAUGUUGUACCACGACCAUCGACUCCAUUGUCCGAUGAAGAGGCUCAUGAAAAAGUACGCUCCGCCAUUUCCUAUUCCACCGAUAUGGUUCUUUUUUUGGUUGCAUGCUAUAUUUACUUGUUCAAAGAUGCAAGACUGGUACUGCCCAUAUUGGCCCUGAUGAUCUAUCGACAGUUGGGUGAAGCCAUCAGCAAAUGCAUACCCAGUUGGUUGAAACGCAAAAAGGAUUAAC
This is a messenger RNA of Musca vetustissima, 4275 nucleotides long. It is a transcript of the gene MnM, whose product is annotated as titin homolog. Gene Ontology annotation, molecular function: protein binding. Bases 99 to 4274 code for a protein of 1391 amino acids. The record is from RefSeq and is a predicted model, not a curated record. The transcript is spliced from 6 exons. NCBI's taxonomy places the organism in Eukaryota, Metazoa, Arthropoda, Insecta, Diptera, Muscidae.